This is a messenger RNA of Cylas formicarius (sweet potato weevil), 2148 nucleotides long. Its product is annotated as CWF19-like protein 2 homolog. Gene Ontology annotation, cellular component: post-mRNA release spliceosomal complex. The transcript is spliced from 2 exons. NCBI's taxonomy places the organism in Eukaryota, Metazoa, Arthropoda, Insecta, Coleoptera, Brentidae. Gene Ontology annotation, biological process: mRNA splicing, via spliceosome. The record is from RefSeq and is a predicted model, not a curated record. The coding region runs from base 124 to 1803 and encodes 559 amino acids.
GCAAUGCUCCACCACAGAAUCCCCCAAUGUAUUUGAUAGUUUAUGUACAUUACUGCAAUGUUGUUUUCUAUGCAUGUUAUGGUUAUGGUUGUCUCAGACAAGUUCUUACAAAAAUAAUGCAAAAUGGGUAGGCAUGGUGAGCGGAAAAAAGCAAAAACACGAGGCAAGGCGAAACAAGCAGCUUCUAAGUCAAGUUCUUCGUCAGAAGAGGAAUGGGUUGAAGUUGAAGAUUUAAGAAACAAAUCUGAAGGUAAAAAGUUAGAGCCAACUUUUAUUUCGGAAGGAUCCCAAAAAAGAGAAAAUUGGAUGGAUUUGCCUACAUCAUUCACCAGUAUUUCCAAUAUUGACCGUCAAAAACAGAGAAAUCAGGAGAAAAAAAAUCAAGAAGGGUUGAAACAAUAUGACCCAAGUAAAAGCUCAAGAGAAUUAAAUCCCUAUUGGAAACAUGGUGGUGAUGGUCUUCCUAAAUUCAAAAAGCCAAAGGAAGAUGAGGGUAACUUGGUUCAUACAAGGAAUGAAUUAAGACGGACAUCAAAUUGGAAAAAAACAAAUGUAUCAAAGUCAGAAAUAAAAGCAAAUGAAUAUUCUAAUCCCACUUGUAGUAAAUCAGAUUUGGGUAAUAAUGACAUUACUUCUGAGACUGAAUUAAAUUUAUUAGCUGGGAAGCUCGUUAAAGCUGAAAUCAUGGGCAACAUCACACUUGUGGCUGAAUUAACAGCAAAACUGGAUAAAGCAAGAAAGGCUAUUGAAUUGGCAAAAUCAGAGGAAAAGUAUGAAGGUGUUUUACUAACAAAGACUGAUUCUCAGGGAAGGUCACAGCCACUGAAAUUUAAGUCAGAUUUGAAAAAUUCAAGUGUCAAACAUAAGAAAAGGAAAAUUGAAACCCACAAAAAUAAUGAACGGGUUAAGUAUUUUGCAGAUGAUGAUAAUUAUUCUUUAAAAGAAAUGUUCGAGGAGGAAAAAUAUAACAUGCCUAAUGAUCACAAUAAGGAUUUUGUGGAGAUAUAUAGCAAAGUCCGUAAAAAUGAUGAUUUAGAUAAUUUAUUUGUUGAUACAAUUAGAAGGAAGAAAUCAGAUUUGAAAUCUGAUGCAGCCAAUAAUAGUAGAGCUAUAAUUGAACAUCAAAAGAUGGAGACAAAGCUUGAUAAUUGUACUCUGUGCAUUCAAUCAAAGCAGAGUCAAAACCAUUUAAUUGUCUCCAUGGGAGAGUAUGCUUAUUUAAGUUUGCCUGCUUAUGAACCUUUAACAACAGGACACUGCUUCUUAGUUCCCAUUCGACAUGUUAGCUGUUCUACCCAUGCAGAUGAAAAUGAGUGGGCAGAGUUAAUGAAUUUCAGAAAAGCCCUUGUGAGAUAUUUUGAGACAAAAAAUAAAAAAACGGUAUUUUUUGAAUGUUCCAUGAUGUUUCACAAACAUCCUCACAUGGUGAUUGAAUGUAUUCCAAUAUCAAAAGAACAUGCAGAUAUGGCUCCAAUGUACUUCAAAAAAGCCAUUGAUGAAUCAGAAACUGAUUGGGCCCAAAACAAGAAGUUAGUGUCAUUAAAAGGCAGGGAUGUCAGAAAAGCAAUACCUAAGGGUUUGCCUUACUUUUUUGUUUCUUUUGGCCUUGAAGAGGGUUAUGCCCACGUUAUUGAAGAUGAAAGGAUAUUUCCAAAGAAUUUUGCGCAAGAAAUUAUUGGAGGAAUGUUAGAUUUACAUCACAGCAAGUGGCUGAAACCCAAGAGACAAAUGUUUAAGGAUCAAAGUGAUAGAGUUGUGCAGUUUUCUAAUGAGUGGAAAGAAUUUGAUUGUACUAAAAAUUAAAUUUAAAUACAUAGAAUGUAUGUAAAUAUAUGAGACAGGUAAAACACAAUCCUAGAGUAAAAUUUUGCGCCAUGCCAUGCCUGAAAGAUUGGUUUACCAUUACAUUAAACAAAAGCAGAAUUAAAAAUUAUGAAAUUUUAAGAAUUUAAUAAAAAUUGAGAUGUAUGGUUAUGGUCUGCAUACUGUAAAUUAAAUAAAAAAAGAUAGAAAAAAUAAAGGAGGUAUUUGUGACUAUCAUGUCCUACAAGAUUGAAAUUCAGAAAGACAAGGCAUUAUUGUAAAAUAAGGUGUCUAGGAUCAAGCAUUGACUGAAGAGGCAGAAAAAAACUUACAGAUUUAUCUUGU